Fusarium mangiferae is the source of this 1383-nucleotide messenger RNA. RefSeq lists its product as uncharacterized. Gene Ontology annotation, cellular component: fungal-type vacuole membrane. The record is from RefSeq and is a predicted model, not a curated record. Bases 1 to 1383 code for a protein of 460 amino acids. The transcript is spliced from 2 exons. NCBI's taxonomy places the organism in Eukaryota, Fungi, Ascomycota, Sordariomycetes, Hypocreales, Nectriaceae.
AUGGCGGUAACUGGUCGUUUCCUCUCCAGCAUCGGCGCCGAUGUUCUGUGGCGGUCAAGCCGAGACCUGAAGAUCCUUAUCCUUCUCCGCUUCAUCCGCCUCCUCGGCUAUGGAGGCACGACGCUUGUUCUGGCGCUGUAUCUCAACGCGCUGGGAUUUCACGAUGCACAGAUCGGUCUUUUCAUGACGCUGACGCUCGUGGGUGAUCUUGCUAUUAGCUUUAUCCUCACUUGGGUCGGUGAUCGUGUCGGCGUGAGGUUGACUGCUGUUGUUGGAGCGCUGUUGAUGAGUGCUGGAGGCGUGGCGUUUGCGUACUUUGAGAAUUUCUGGCUAUUGCUUCUCGCGAGUAUCGUUGCUGUUAUUAAUCCAAGUGCGAAUGAGAUUGAUCCCUUCAAGGCAAUUGAGGAAUCAGCGAUUGCCCGUCUCAGCACAUCACAUACAUGCAAUGACAUGUUUGCAUGGUGGUCUAUGCUAGGCAUGUUCGGCACAGCAGCAAGUAAUCUCCUCACAGGCUGGCUCAUCAACGCCCUCGAAGACAACGGCAUGGAAAAGCUAGAUUGCCACCGCAUGAUCUUCCUCGGCUACGCCGGUAUCGGCCUCCUGAAGCUCAUGUGUUCACUCCUCCUCAGCUCCGAAGUCGAGCAAAUGCCCCUCCAAAAAGAAACCUGCUCAACACCCCAAUCCGGCAUCCUCACCCCCGAAGAAGAAUUAUCCGAUGAUGAGACUGCACCUCUUCUUGACGACAACAGCUCCGGCUACGGCGCCGUUCCCCAAACACAAGUCCAAGUCCUCGCCGCAGCACAGGAGAAGCGCCUCUUCACCCCAGCGUCGUUCGACUUCAUGUGGAAGCUCUCGCUCGCGCUGAUACUUGACUUCGUGGGCUCUGGCCUCGCACAGAUCUCGUGGAUGACAUACUUCUUCAAGCGCGAGUACAACAUGCCCGAGGGAGCGCUGGGCUCUGCGACCUUCACCGCCGGCAUUAUCUCCUCCGUGCUGAACCUCGCGUCGUCACCGCUGUCACGCGCCAUCGGACAGGUGCAAACCAUGGUGUUAUGUCACACGGUAAACUCCAUUUCACUGCUCAUGGUGUCUGUGCCGGGGAAUAAGUACAUUGCGCUUGUGAUUUUCAUCUUUAGAAUUGUUACGCGCGAGAUUGAUAAUGCGCCUAGACAGGCGUUCAUCUCAGCGGGGGUUUUGGACCAUGAGAGGACUUCGGCUAUGGGUGUUGUCAAUAUUACAAAGACGAUUGGCAGUUGUCUUGGUUUGUACAUCACGGGUUUGUUCGCGGGCUUGGAUAAGUUCUGGCUUGCGUUCAUUCUCGCUGGUGCACUUAAAUUGUCCUACAAUGUUUUGAUCCUGGCAUUCUUCUGGAAGAGGCGUUGA